ACGUUGUCGGAAUAGUUUGUAAAAGGAAGUACCCUCUGCUGUGUAACUUCCUCAUUGCUUUAAUAAAUAUUUAUAUGAAAUCAACCAGACGAUAAACUUAGAUGGCGAACUGUGAUACUAUUUUGUUCGGUGAAUUUUCGGGUGUUAUUGGUGGAAAUCUAAAUUUAUGUGACUUCAUAUCCAAAGCGGAAGAGCGAAUUUGAAAUCUUCCCAAUGUGCUCUAAACCUCCUUACCUGUUGGACAGCAAAGUGUUCUAUCAAAGAAUAAAUGCAUGUUGACCAAAGAUCACUUGGGAAAGCGCUGCACAAGCUGGCCGCAAAAAUUACGAAAUGGAAAAUCGCGGCGUGAUAUUGUUGCUGAUUGGAACGCUGCAUUGCCUGGAAUUGGUAACUGAAGGCCACGUGAUAAUUAACAGAUCUACUUUCAAUAUUCAAGGAGAGAAUAUUACAAAGCCUGGAGAAAGGACGAGAAAUAACACAACCAUCAAUCCUGAACUAUGUAAUUUUAAUUUAACCAUGGACAGUUUGAAAUUCUUUGACAGUCGAUUACAGCUGAUGGAACCGGACUUUGUUGCAUUUCGAAUAUAUAUCACCAACACUUACGACACAGAUCCAGAAGUCAAUAUAACUUACGAACACACGCUGUUUGAACCGAGGUUAUGGUUUUGGACAUAUGAUACCCCGAAAGGGCAUUUCCCAUACUUGUAUCUGAACAUUGACUACGGAAUAUUGAGCUUUGGUCUAUUGGACGCGAAAACAUUUGAAGUGAAACGAGUCGUUCUGAAUCCAAUGCUAAAGGAUAACCAAUCGUGUUCAAUACAUUUUGGAAAGAACGACAGCAUGGAACAAUUGACGAAUGCUUUACAAGAUCUUGUCGUGAAUGUGGUAGAGCAUGACGUAUACAAGUAUGAAACCAACUACUUUUGUUACUUAGUUGAAAACCAGGACAUAAAAAAAUCAUGGAAGUAUUUCGCAGCUCUUUAUUUCAAUUUUCCAGCACCUCUCGUCCACUUCGAGUGUUGUGAGGUAUGGUUCCAUUACUCAGAGAACAAGUUUGUUUCCAAAGGCUGCAACAAGCCAUUCCCAAAGUGGGACCUCUGUUAUUACGGACCUUAUAUAUUAGGCGUGCUACUUCUUUUAUAUUUUCCCAUUAUUCUGUUUAAAAUUUGUGACGCCCUUACCAAAGGAGAGACUGUUGAAUCCUUCGACUAUGAUAUGGUAGUGGAGCUCGACGUUCCACUGUCCCCGGGGCCGACUUGGGAAUUCGAUUGGGUGUUUCUCAAUGGAAAACCGCCCUUGACCUUUUGGAGUGUGAUAACGAGCUGUUUUGGAGGAGUUAUGCAUCAAUACCCCGUUUGCGCCACAAGACUUCGUAGGUUUAUUGCUGUGUUGCUAAUACCGUUUGUAAUAUAUAUCAAGAUUUUGAUGUACUUUGAUGGCAUCACCAAAGAUGAACUUAAAAUCAAAGUGUCCGACUUCGCCGAGCGUGGAAUGCCACUUGGUUACUUAGCGAUGCUUGGGAAUAGCCCAGAAGACAGAAUGAAGUCGUUUGCGCCAGCAUUCGGCGGACCGGUUGGAAUGGCAUGUAUUUAUUACAUACUGAGUGUGGUUCUUAUUGUGUUUCCGCGAAGUUUGAAACAAAUUGUGGAAAAUGGAAUGCCGACUCGUCGUAAUUGGUCGCCACUCUUUUUUGGCGUGGACGAAAUUCUCCAUAUAGGAAUGAUGAGCACAGAAACUGAGCCGGGAUAUAACAGGGCCGCGGCAAUUUGUAAGGGCCGUUUCUACAUGCUGUUCACCGGAACAUUCUGGAAAAGAUUAUCUCACCUUCAGAAAAGGAGAUACCAAAAAAUAAGGCGAUUUUCAAAGUGCAUGUUCGCGUUGUGUCUUCCCCUGCUUACACUUGCUUGCCUCUUGGAGACAAUAGCUUGUUUAGUGUAUUUCGCGAUACCAUUUGUUAGCUUUAGUGUCAUCAUGAUCAAAGGGGCAUCGACAUCAGUAAUGGCACAACGGUUAUACUACCACCGCCUAAACGCUCUUCUUCGGAUACGAUUGUUUUGGGCCAUUGGGUCGCUGCUUGUGUUUAUCACAUUUAUAAUGUUCGCGUACUCACUAAGCUUGAUAUUUCUCAAAAGUAGUGUCUUCAUCUCGAAGAUAAUUAUCUACUGCUUCGUUGCCGUGGUCUUUAUGCCAUCAGCUUCGUUCGGAUACCUGUUUUUCUUCGUCGUCCUUCUAUACUACAUUGUUCAUCUCGUUAAGGGCUUUGGCGAAGUCUAUUUGGAACUACUUUCCACUGGAAUCGAACGUUCCUUAGACCUAGACGCCCAUGUUAAUCACGUGAGCUACCAAGAUGGUCACCUUCUUAUCUCAAACGUCCGAGCGCCUAACAUCCGGAGCAUCCGUGUCAAUAACACGCAUAUUGAUGUUCCACAGAACAGCUUAGAGAAAAUAAAAGCUACCUCUGACGUGGCUAGACACACACGCCAAGUCAACAGCGUUCAUGGAAUUCCAAAGGAACUAUUUGAGUACUUAGUUAAAAAAUACAGACCUGUCCACAUUCAACUAUUGAAACUGAUAUUCCAAUUGACCUUUAUAGUAACUCUCGUGGCCUUGACAUUGAGUAUAACGUCAAAAUUUAAUUCGAGUUCGUCUUCAGAGGAAGGUCCGGAAGUGAUGCAUAUUCUAUUUAUGGUAACAGUUGGUGCAUUACCGCGCGUGCUCGAGGUUUUGUUGACAGAUGGAAGCGAGGUUGUGAAAAAACAAUUGGAAGAAACAAGAGUUGAGCAGACGAUCGUUCGGUACUGGAGAACCAAAGCGGAUACCGACUUGGAGUUAUCUUGAUCACAGAUAAUCAUUUCAUGAUGAUAAUAUUAUCUAUGUUAUUAUAUAUAAUUUCACAAGGUCACAAUACUCACGAACGCACGUACGCACGCACGCACGCACGCACGCACGCACGCACGCACACACACACACACACAUUAUAAUACUUUGUAAUAUAAAAAGUUUUACUUUCUCAAAACUAUGACGAUGACUAGAACUUAAAAACCAGUAAAACUAACAUAUGACCUUUAUUAUGUGUUUGAUAUUUGAUAACCAUGUUAAGUUCGUAGUUAGGUUACACGCGAUUAAAUAGACAACCGUGGUGUGGAGUAUCGGAUUAAGUGGCACCAGCGUAACAAUUAUUAAAUAAACUAAGAUUAUUCGAAUUUGAAUACCAAAGUCAGUUGUACACAGUUUGCAUCCUCGAAGUAUCAUGUUUUCAAGGGUUCAAUGUUAAGUGAAGAGAUAUGAUAAUUAAAUAAAAACCACAAUUCAAAUUAACGCGUUCGUUCUGGUUUAUAAUUUAUAGUUGUUAAUCUAUUGUCCAUGUGUUUAUCUAUUGUCCAGCAGUGUUCUACUAAUGUGUUCUAUAAUGAAUAGUUGUUUGUCUAGUGUCCAGCAAUGUCCUUGUAAUGUGCUCUAUAAUGAAUAGUUCUUUGUCUACUGUCCAGCAGUGUUCUACUAAUGUGUUCUAUUAUGAAUCGUUGCUUAUCUUUUGUCCAGCAAUGUUCUAGUAAUGUGUUGUAUAAUGAAUAGUUGUCUGUCUAUUGUUCAGCAAUGAUCUAGUAAUUUGUUGUAUAAUGAAUAGUUGUCUGUCUAUUGUCCAGCAAUAAUCUAGUAAUGUGUUCUAUAAUGAAUAGUUGUCUGUCUAUUGUCCAGCAAUGAUCUAGUAAUGUGUUCUAUAAUGAAUAGUUGUCUGUUUAUUGUCCAGCAAUGAUCUAGUAAUGUGUUCUAUAAUGAAUAGUUGUCUGUUUAUUGUCCAGCAAUGUUCUAGUAAUGUGUUGUAUAAUGAAUAGUUGUUUGUCUAUUGUCCAGCAGUGAUCUAGUAAUGUGUUGUAUAAUGAAUAGUUGUCUGUCUAUUGUCCAGCAAUGAUCUAGUAAUGUGUUGUAUAAUGAAUAGUUGUCUGUCUAUUGUCCAGCAAUGAUCUAGUAAUUUGUUGUAUAAUGAAUAGUUGUUUGUCUAUUGUCCAGCAAUGUUCUAGUAAUGUGUUCUAUAAUGAAUAGUUGUUUGUCUGUUGUCCAGCAAUGAUCUAGUAAUGUGUUCUAUAAUGAAUAGUUGUCUGUCUAUUGUCAAGCAAUGAUCUAGUAAUUUGUUAUAUAAUGAAUAGUUGUCUGUCUAUUGUCCAGCAAUGAUCUAGUAAUGUGUAGCAAUUGUAUUUUAAUUAAUGUCCUGUUUAAAGGAUCAUCUCUUUCUUGUAUUAAAGGGACUAGACACCAUAUGAUAAAAUUGCAAGAAAAAAACACAUCACUUACGACACAUGUAUCCUUCGCAUUUUUUCGUAUUUUCCCGAUUUGAAAUUUACUUAGUUUUUCUAGCUUCGGUAUACGUUUCUGUACUAAUCAAGUGACUUCCACGUGCUAAAUAUACACACUAUAAACUGGGAAACCAUUAUGCGCUAUUCUAAAAGGGUAAACUCAGCUGAGACAGCGACAUAAUAUUACUUUAAUCAUGCAAAUGGGUGCAUUAUCGGCCUUGUACUAGCCCAUAUUGAAAAUGCUUUGCUUGUUUUGGCGAAAUACUGUAUUUGCCGAUGUUGGAACCAUCUAGUGUCUAGUCUCUUUAAACCAUACGAAACAUGCACUUUAUAGUUUGUUAAAAAAUGCAUUUUUCUUUUUAUGCAAGAGUCUUAAUUUCAGAACAAUAUAUCAAUAUAAGAAUUAUCAUAUGUGUACAUGAAUAAAAACACAAUAACUGUU
This is a messenger RNA of Mya arenaria, 4734 nucleotides long. RefSeq lists its product as uncharacterized. The transcript has 2 exons. Lineage: Eukaryota; Metazoa; Mollusca; Bivalvia; Myida; Myidae. Bases 331 to 2838 code for a protein of 835 amino acids. The record is from RefSeq and is a predicted model, not a curated record.